This is a messenger RNA of Saimiri boliviensis boliviensis (Bolivian squirrel monkey), 2290 nucleotides long. RefSeq names its product EH domain containing 2 (gene EHD2). Gene Ontology annotation, molecular function: GTP binding; protein binding; calcium ion binding. NCBI's taxonomy places the organism in Eukaryota, Metazoa, Chordata, Mammalia, Primates, Cebidae. Gene Ontology annotation, biological process: endosomal transport; endocytosis. The record is from RefSeq and is a predicted model, not a curated record. Gene Ontology annotation, cellular component: plasma membrane; cytoplasm.
GGAGGGCGCCUCGUCCCGCCCCUCUCUAUCGUCCUCCCUCCUGUUCUCUCCGCUCCGGGCCCCACCCGGCUCAGACGGCUCCGGACGGGACUGCGAACACAGGCCGCUCCAAGGGCCCCUCGGAUCCCCGCGGGACCCCCGCGCCCAGCCCGCUCAGCCCGCUGCAGCCGCCAGCGCGCCCCGUCGGCAGCUCUUCACCUGCUGGUCUCUCCGUGAGCCCCGUGGGCAGGCGCAGCCACCAUGUUCAGCUGGCUGAAGCGGGGCGGGGCCCGGGGCCAGCAGCCCGAGGCCAUCCGCACGGUGACCUCGGCCCUCAAGGAGCUGUACCGCUCGAAGCUGCUGCCGCUGGAGGAGCACUACCGCUUCGGGGCCUUCCACUCGCCCGCCCUGGAGGACGCAGACUUCGACGGCAAGCCCAUGGUGCUGGUGGCCGGCCAGUACAGCACGGGCAAGACCAGCUUCAUCCAGUACCUGCUGGAGCAGGAGGUGCCCGGCUCCCGCGUGGGGCCUGAGCCCACCACCGACUGCUUCGUGGCCGUCAUGCACGGGGACACCGAGGGCACCGUGCCCGGCAACGCUCUCGUCGUGGACCCAGACAAGCCCUUCCGCAAACUCAACCCCUUCGGAAACACCUUCCUCAACAGGUUCAUGUGUGCCCAGCUCCCCAACCAGGUCCUGGAGAGCAUCAGCAUCAUCGACACCCCAGGCAUCCUGUCGGGUGCCAAGCAGAGGGUGAGCCGAGGCUACGACUUCCCGGCCGUGCUGCGCUGGUUUGCCGAGCGCGUGGACCUCAUCAUCCUGCUCUUCGAUGCGCACAAGCUGGAGAUCUCCGACGAGUUCUCCGAGGCCAUCGAAGCGCUGCGGGGCCACGAGGACAAGAUCCGCGUGGUGCUCAACAAGGCCGACAUGGUGGAGACGCAGCAGCUGAUGCGCGUCUACGGCGCGCUCAUGUGGGCGCUGGGCAAGGUGGUGGGCACGCCCGAGGUGCUGCGCGUCUACAUCGGCUCCUUCUGGUCCCAGCCCCUCCUCGUGCCCGACAACCGGCGCCUCUUCGAGUUGGAGGAGCAGGAUCUCUUCCGCGACAUCCAGGGCCUGCCCCGGCACGCCGCCUUGCGCAAGCUCAACGACCUGGUGAAGAGGGCUCGGCUGGUGCGGGUUCACGCUUACAUCAUCAGCUACCUGAAGAAGGAGAUGCCCUCUGUGUUUGGGAAGGAGAACAAGAAGAAGCAGCUGAUCCUCAAGCUGCCAGUCAUCUUUGCUAAGAUUCAGCUGGAGCAUCACAUCUCCCCCGGGGACUUCCCUGAUUGCCAGAAAAUGCAGGAGCUGCUGAUGGCACAUGACUUCACCAAGUUUCACUCGCUGAAGCCAAAGCUGCUGGAGGCGCUGGAUGAGAUGCUGACACACGACAUCGCCAAGCUGAUGCCCCUGCUGCGGCAGGAGGAGCUGGAGAGCAUGGAGGUGGGCGUGCAGGGGGGCGCUUUUGAGGGCACCCACAUGGGCCCGUUCGUGGAGCGGGGGCCCGACGAGGCCAUGGAGGACGGCGAGGAGGGCUCGGACGACGAGGCCGAGUGGGUGGUCACCAAGGAUAAGUCCAAGUACGACGAGAUCUUCUACAACCUGGCGCCUGCCGAUGGCAAGCUGAGCGGCUCCAAGGCCAAGACCUGGAUGGUGGGGACCAAGCUCCCCAACUCGGUGCUGGGGCGCAUCUGGAAGCUGAGUGAUGUCGACCGGGACGGCAUGCUGGAUGACGAGGAGUUCGCGCUGGCCAGCCACCUCAUCGAGGCGAAGCUGGAGGGCCACGGGCUGCCCACCAACCUGCCCCGUCGCCUAGUGCCACCCUCCAAGCGGCGCCACAAAGGCUCUGCUGAGUGAGCUGGUGCACACCCCCCAUGGCCCCGCUGUGGCUCCCCAGCUCCAGUUGGCUGCACGCACACCCCCGCCCUGGCUCACACAUGCCCUCCCUGCCCUCCCUGCCCAGCUCUAAGGACCGGGGGGGGUCUCCCUCCCCACUAUUGCCAGGCACCCCGGUGGAAGCAUUUAGAGGGGACCACGGGAGGGACAAGACUUCUCUGUCCGCCCCUCACACCUCCAGCCUCACGUUCACUUAGGCACAUCACACAGACACUAGCACACGCAGGCAUCCCUUCAUCCAUUAGUCAUUCAGAUAUUUAUUGAGCACCUAUUAUGUGCCCAGCCCUGUUCUAGGCACCGGGCAUUACCAUAGAGAACAAAAUAGACAAAUACAUGUGCCCUUGUGGAAGCCGACUUUCCCAGGAGAGGGCGCCUACAC